Messenger RNA from Drosophila hydei, 849 nucleotides. RefSeq names its product PSME3-interacting protein. The record is from RefSeq and is a predicted model, not a curated record. The transcript has 3 exons. NCBI's taxonomy places the organism in Eukaryota, Metazoa, Arthropoda, Insecta, Diptera, Drosophilidae. Gene Ontology annotation, cellular component: nucleus. The coding region runs from base 101 to 832 and encodes 243 amino acids.
AUUGAUGACAAUAAACAGCGUUUAAGAACACUGUCCAAGACAUAUCGUCAACAUCUUUAACACAUUUUCCAAAUAAAAGUCUACUUUGCUUCGAAAUAAAAUGAGUUCCGGAUUUGUUACUGAAUCCGAGGCGGCAGAAGCACGGCAGCGUCGUCAGGAGGAGUGGGAACGUGUACGCCAGCCCGAGGAUCCACUGGAGAGACCUGAGGAACCAUAUGACGGUCGGUCACUUUAUGAUCGCUUGAAGGAACAGAAAACAAAAAAGGAUAUGGAAUUUGAGGAGGCGCACAAAUUGAAGAACCUAAUUCGUGGCUUGGACGAUGACGAGGUGCAGUUCUUGGAGCUAGUCGAUGCUCACAAAAUGAACACCGAGCGUCAACAAAUGGUUGACGAGGAAUUGGAACUAAGGGACUUUCGCAAUCGAGUUGAGAAACUGCAGGAAGAGAGCGUAGACAAGAAACUUCAAGCGGAACUAAAGACUACAGCCAAAUCCAUUGGCACUUCAGCUACAAUACGGAAUACACAAAAGUCCCUUCUAGGACAAGGCAUCAAACGCAAAAAUGGAGAAUUGCCCACAAGCAGUAGCAAGGCUUCAAAAACGGAACCCGAAAAGUCUACGGAUAAAACGGCUACAUCAGAUGUUUCCACAAAAUCAAGCAAAUAUGAUGUGGGCGGUUUGAAGUGCAUUGCCAUAUUACCUGGCAUUGGUUCCUAUACCGAGUCUAGCGAUUCAGAUGGGAGUAGCGACACAGACGAGCACGACCACGAUAAGAAUAGCCUGGUGGACCUAUGUGGACGCAAGAUGAUCAAAAAGAAACAAUGUGCUGAGUGAAUAAGUUUCUUUUAAAU